AUGUGGUUCUCCAAAUCCAAUUUCCCCGUUGAUGGCAAAACGGCAAUAAUAGUAGGGGCAUCCCAAGGCAUUGGUGCUGACAUCGCCACAAAACUUUACCAUAAAAACUGCUCGGUGAUUCUUGUUGCUCGAACACAAUCAAAAUUAGACCAACAAGUUAAACGGAUCCUCGAUAUGCCUAAACAACUGUACCCAGGCAAGAACCACACCGCCAAGAUUGCGUGUUAUUCAUGUGAUGCUUCCAAUUAUGAUGAUUUUGUCAAUUUAUGGAAACAAAUUACUGCCCAUGGAUAUGACCCCACGAUUAUCUUUUGUUGUGCUGGAUCUAGUGUGCCCAAAUUGUUUAAUGAUUUGACUUCACGAGAUCUUGAUGCUGGGAUUGAUAUCAAUUAUCGGACUGCAUUGAAUGUGAUUCAUAGUGGGUUUAAGCAUUUACUCGCCAUAAACAGUGGUGACUCGUCUUCAUCAACAUCUCCAUCUUCAUCUCCACCUUCAUCUUCAUCAUCAUCGUCUUCACCAAUUCCACCCCAUGAAUGGCCUCAAAGACAUAUUAUAAUAUUCAGUUCAGUAGUUUCAUUCUUCCCAUUCGUCGGCUACUCCCAAUACGCACCAAUGAAAGCGGCAUUGGAAUCAUUAUCAGUCAUUUUACGACAAGAAUUGAAGCCAUACAAUUAUCGAGUCUCGUGUGUGUUUCCAGGCAAUUUCCAAAGUGAAGGAUUUGAUGAAGAACAAAAGACUAAACCACAAUUGACAAGAACAAUUGAAGGUCCCAGUGUCCCCAUCCCUAGUAGUGUUUGUGCCGAUAUGGUAUUUGAUCAGUUGUCCAAAGGGUAUGAUACUAUAACUACUGAUUUUAUUGGAUGGGUGCUUGGAUGUAGUACAUUGGGUAUAUUGCCUCGUCAAUGGGGGGUUUUCCAAGUCAUUGUUAGUUUUAUUCUUCUGAUUUUUGCUCCAGUGAUUAAUUGGAGUAUAGCUAGAGAGAUUAAAAAGCAUUUCAGUGAAGAAGCAAGGAAAAUAGAUUAA
Molecule: messenger RNA, 1023 nt
Organism: Lodderomyces parapsilosis
Lineage: Eukaryota; Fungi; Ascomycota; Pichiomycetes; Serinales; Debaryomycetaceae
Gene: KSR1
Product: 3-dehydrosphinganine reductase
Exons: 1
Coding region: 1-1023 (340 amino acids)
Biological process (GO): sphingolipid biosynthetic process
Cellular component (GO): endoplasmic reticulum membrane
Molecular function (GO): 3-dehydrosphinganine reductase activity
Source: RefSeq, a predicted model, not a curated record